AUGAAGCUCCCUGCCUUGCUCACCCUGGGUGUCGCAGCUUCGACAAUGGUUUUGGCAGCGAUUGCUCCAGAUCAAGUACCCCUAAACGACGCGAAGAAGGAUGAACUCCCUGAGAAGUUCCUGAUUGAGCUCGCUCCCGGCGAUACUCGAUGGGUUACGGAGGACGAGAAAUGGGAGCUGAAACGGGAGGGCCUCAAAUUCUUCGAUAUCACCGCCGAGGUCGAGCAGGGUUUCCUCCCCAAGGUAUUCCCCACACCAGCCGUUGUUAACUUCCCAAGCGAACUUAAUCGAACAGCCGAAGUCAAACAAUUAGCAUCGCAACUAUCAAAAGAAAACAUGUUCAACCAUUUAACCAACUUCACCUCUUUCCACACGAGAUACUACAAAUCCACGGCCGGCACACAAUCAGCGACCUGGUUGUUCGAGCAGGUGCAGCAGACUGUCAAUAAUUCUUUAGCAGUCAAGUAUGGAGCGAAGGUUGAGACGUUCAACCAUUCGUGGAGCCAGUUCAGCAUCAUCGCCAGCAUCCCUGGCCGGACUAAUAAAACUGUGGUAGUCGGUGCGCAUCAGGACAGCAUCAACAUGUACCUGCCGACGAUCAUGGCAGCUCCCGGUGCAGAUGACGACGGCAGCGGAACAGUAACUAUCCUUGAAGCUCUUCGUGUCCUUCUUCAGUCAGACGCGGUUGCGCAGGGAAAUGCGACAAACACGAUUGAGUUCCAUUGGUAUUCUGCUGAGGAAGCCGGCUUGCUGGGUUCCCAGGCUGUGUUCUCCAAGUACAAGAACGAAAAUAGGGAUAUCAAGUCCAUGCUUCAGCAGGACAUGACUGGGUAUUCUCAGGGGACCCUUGAUGCCGGUGAACAAGAGUCUGUGGGUGUGAUUACGGACUACGUUCAUUCUGGAUUGACCGAGUUUAUCAUGAAGGUCGUAACAGGGUACUGCGACAUCCCUUUCGUCCUUACAAAGUGCGGCUAUGCGUGCUCCGACCACGCCUCGGCCAGUCGAUACGGCUACCCAUCCGCCUUCGUGAUCGAGUCGAAAUUCGAGCAUUCGAGUCAACGAAUCCACACCAUGUGGGAUACGGUCGAGUAUCUCGACUUCGACCACAUGCUGCAGCAUGCUAAGAUGACCCUGGGUCUAGUUUAUGAGCUUGCAUUCGCUGAGCUAUAA
This is a messenger RNA of Paracoccidioides brasiliensis Pb18, 1170 nucleotides long. RefSeq lists its product as uncharacterized. Gene Ontology annotation, molecular function: metalloexopeptidase activity. The transcript has 3 exons. Gene Ontology annotation, biological process: proteolysis. Bases 1 to 1170 code for a protein of 389 amino acids. The record is from RefSeq and is a predicted model, not a curated record.